AUGGCGCUGGGCUUGGAGCAGGCGGAGGAGCAGCGGCUGUACCAGCAGACGCUGCUGCAGGACGGGCUCAAGGACAUGCUGGACCACGGCAAGUUCCUGGACUGCGUGGUGCGCGUGGGCGAGCGCGAGUUCCCGUGUCACCGCUUGGUGCUGGCCGCCUGCAGCCCCUACUUCCGGGCGCGCUUCCCGGCCGAGCCCGAGGGCGCCGGGGGGCUGCGCCUGGAGGAGGUGUCCCCGGACGUGGUGGCCCAGGUGCUGCACUACCUGUACACGUCGGAGAUCGCGCUGGACGAGGCGAGCGUGCAGGAUCUGUUCGCAGCGGCGCACCGCUUCCAGAUCCCCUCCAUCUUCACCAUCUGCGUGUCCUUCCUGCAGAAGCGCCUGUGCCUCGCCAACUGCCUGGCCGUCUUCCGCCUCGGCCUCCUGCUGGACUGCGCGCGCCUGGCCGUGGCCGCCCGCGACUUCAUCUGCGCGCGCUUCACGCUGGUGGCGCGCGACAACGACUUCCUGGGGCUUUCGGCCGACGAGCUCAUUGCCAUCAUCUCCAGCGACGGCCUCAACGUGGAGAAGGGUUGCGAGGGGGUGAUGAGGGGGGCGGCCAGCGGCGACGCCCAGGCGCAGGCGGAGCGCCAGCGCGCGCUGCCCACCGUCUUCGAGAGCGUUCGAUGCCGCCUGCUGCCGCGCUCCUUCCUGGAGAGCCGCGUGGAGCGCCACCCCCUGGUGCGCGCGCAGCCCGAGUUGCUGCGUAAGGUGCAGAUGGUGAAGGACGCGCACGAGGGCCGCAUCACCACCCUGCGCAAGAAGAAGAAGGACAAGGACAAGGAGGCCACCGAGGCCCGGGAGGCCGACAAGGACGCAGCAGGAGCUCCGGCAGAGGCAGACGAGGACGCCGAGCGUGUCCUCCCUGGGAUCCUGAACGACACCCUGCGCUUCGGCAUGUUCCUGCAGGACCUCAUCUUCAUGAUCAGCGAGGAAGGCGCCGUGGCCUACGACCCGGCAGCCAACGAGUGCUACUGCGCCUCCCUCUCCACGCAGAUCCCCAAGAACCACGUCAGCCUGGUGACCAAGGAGAACCAGGUCUUCGUGGCCGGCGGCCUCUUCUACAACGAGGACAACAAAGAGGACCCUAUGAGCGCCUACUUCCUGCAGUUCGACCAUCUGGACUCGGAGUGGCUGGGGAUGCCGCCCCUGCCCUCGCCUCGCUGCCUCUUCGGCCUGGGAGAGGCUCUCAACGCCAUCUACGUGGUCGGCGGCCGGCUGGGCGCCCGCCCUCCUCCACCCUCCCCUUCCCCUAUCUGCUUCUCCAGGUCGUUCAAAUGGGGGGAGUCGGACCCGCUGCCUUACGCCGUCUAUGGCCACUCUGUGCUCUCGCAUAUGGACCUUGUCUACGUCAUCGGUGGCAAAGGCAGUGACAAGAAGUGCCUGAGCAAGAUGUGCGUCUACGACCCCAAGAAGUUCGAGUGGAAGGAGCUGGCGCCCAUGCAGACCGCCCGCUCGCUCUUCGGGGCCACCAUCCACGAUGGCCGCAUUUUUGUGGCAGCUGGGGUCACCGACACCGGGCUGACCAGUUCCGCUGAGGUGUACAACAUCGCCGACAACAAGUGGGCACCCUUUGAGGCCUUCCCACAGGAGCGCAGCUCGCUCAGCCUGGUCAGCCUGGGGGGCACCCUCUACGCCAUCGGCGGCUUUGCCACACUUGAGACUGAGUCCGGAGAGCUGGUUCCCACGGAGCUCAAUGACAUCUGGAGGUAUAACGAGGAGGAGAAGAAGUGGGAGGGUGUCCUCCGAGAGAUCGCCUACGCCGCGGGCGCCACCUUCCUCCCCGUGCGGCUCAAUGUGCUGCGGCUGACCAAGAUGUGAGCAGCGGGGGGCGCGAACCGAGCACCGCUCUGGUGGCAGCCUCAGGCCUGGCCGCGACAGGGCUCCAGGGUGGAGAACGGGGAAGGCCUGAGCCCACCUGGACGCCGUGAUGGGACUGAAGGGCCGCGUCAGCCCAGGAGGGGAAUCGCUGCCCAGUCCUAGCAUUAGGGCAGGGAUGAGAAGCCCAAGGCCCUCCGGUGUCACCUUCCCCCAGGGCUUCCUGGCCUGUGAGCCAGAACCAUGAGAAGUGUCCUGGCCCUGCCCGGCCUGGCUGUGUGUGCGGGAGUCUUCCCCACGGGACUCAGUCUCCGUGCCACGCAAUGGGCGUGCGCCUGCCAAGCAGACACUGCAGCCUGGAGACGUCUCCUCCUUUAAGAAGAAUAAAAUG
This is a messenger RNA of Tupaia belangeri chinensis (Chinese tree shrew), 2248 nucleotides long. RefSeq names its product kelch like family member 40 (gene KLHL40). Gene Ontology annotation, molecular function: protein binding. NCBI's taxonomy places the organism in Eukaryota, Metazoa, Chordata, Mammalia, Scandentia, Tupaiidae. Gene Ontology annotation, biological process: negative regulation of proteasomal ubiquitin-dependent protein catabolic process; skeletal muscle fiber development; negative regulation of protein ubiquitination. Gene Ontology annotation, cellular component: I band; A band. The record is from RefSeq and is a predicted model, not a curated record.